UCCAUCCAAAAUUCACCCAACUGUCAAUCCUGAUUUCAAACAGUUAAUACAAAAAAAAGGUAAAAACUAAGGCGCAAAAAUGCUCUGCAAAUGUAGACAUCUUUCGUUAAAAUCCACUAUAAAAGGAAAUAUUUGGAGCCUUUAUCUUUGAGCGCGUAUAUUAUAUAUACACUCCUCACUCCCACACUGCAAUCUUCUUCCUCGAGAGCUGAAUCAUUCAGUCCUGCUCUCCGACGAUUCGUGUAUGGGCUAAUCAGUCCAGUUGAUGCUGUUCUGUGUUCAAAAUUUUCAGAGGCAGAGGUGUGCUAUAACAAAUAAUUGAAGGAUAGAAGUUGAAGCAAUGGCUUUAGGGAAAUACUCUAGAGUUGAUGCUAGGAAAUCAUCGUCAGGCUAUUGUUCGACAGUCACAAUUGUGGUUUUCAUAGCCUUUUGUCUAGCUGGGGUAUGGAUGAUGACGUCUUCCUCUGUAGCCCCUGGUGAGACUACUGAUGUUUCACAGGAGAAUAAAAGUGAGGAGAGAACACCUGCAACUGAGAUCAGUGCAAAGAACAACAACGAUGCUACCAACGCUGAUAAUGUUCCAAAUGAUGAUGCUAAACAAAAGCAGUUUGAGGAUAACCCGGGGGAUUUACCUGAGGAUGCAACCAAAGGGGAUUCAAAUGCAAGCCAGGUGGAGAAAAAUGAUGUUCCUGAGGACACGGAUAAAACCACAGAGGAAAAGCCGGAAGAGAAAUCAGCGGAUGAAAAGAAAGAUGGCGGAGAAGAGAAAGGAGAUGGAUCGAAAGAUGAUGAGAAAAAUAAAGUUCAAGUGAAUCAAGAUUCCGAAGCUGGAGAAACUAAAGAAAGUAAAUUAGAUAAUGAGAAGGCUGAAGAAGACUCAGGUAAAACAGAUGGUCAGACAGAGGAGAAGGCGGACAAAGAGAAUUCCACUGAGGAAAAGGAAAAAUCCAAUGAUGUGUUACCAUCUGGGGCCCAAUCAGAUCUGGCAGAUGAAUCAACAACUCAAAAUGGAUCGUUUUCUACUCAGGCUGCAGAGUCAAAAAAUGAGAAAGAAGCCCAAAAGUCAUCUGGUUCUCAGGACCCAAGUAAAUACAGUUGGAAGCUUUGUAACACAACAGCUGGACCCGAUUACAUUCCGUGCCUUGAUAACUUGCAGGCAGUAAAGAAACUUAGAACAACUAGACACUAUGAACACAGAGAGAGACAUUGUCCAGAAAAUCCACCUACCUGUCUUGUUCCCCUUCCUGAAAAAUAUCAACGCUCAAUAGAGUGGCCUAAAAGUCGGGAAAAGAUCUGGUACCAUAACAUUCCCUACACCCAACUUGCAGAUUUUAAAGGACACCAAAAUUGGGUUAAAGUUAGUGGUGAAUACCUUACCUUCCCUGGUGGUGGAACCCAGUUUCCGCAUGGUGCUCUUCACUACAUUGACUUCAUACAGCAGUCCGUGCCCGAAAUUGCCUGGGGGAACCGAUCCCGAGUGGUUCUGGAUGUUGGCUGCGGAGUUGCUAGCUUUGGGGGUUUCCUCUUUGAUAGGGAUGUCUUAACCAUGUCAUUUGCUCCAAAAGAUGAGCAUGAGGCUCAGGUUCAGUUUGCACUUGAAAGAGGAAUUCCGGCAAUAUCUGCUGUCAUGGGUACCAAGAGGCUUCCAUAUCCUGGAAGAGUUUUUGAUAUCGUCCAUUGUGCGCGUUGCCGGGUGCCUUGGCACAUUGAAGGUGGGAAACUUCUAUUGGAGCUGAAUCGCUUACUACGACCUGGAGGCUUCUUUGUUUGGUCUGCCACUCCCGUUUACCAAAAACUUGCUGAAGAUGUUGAGAUAUGGGAAGCCAUGAAGAAAUUGACUAAAGCUAUAUGCUGGGAAGUUGUUUCGAUAACCCAGGACAGAAUAAAUGGAGUAGGAGUUGCGGUUUAUCGCAAACCUAAGACAAAUGAGUGCUAUGAACAAAGGUCAAAGAAUGACCCUCCCUUAUGUCAAGAUUCUGAUGACCCGAGUGCUGCCUGGAAUGUGCCUCUUGAAGCAUGCAUGCACAAAAUACCUGUUGCUUCUUCAGAACGUGGAUCUCAAUGGCCCGAACAAUGGCCUGCGAGGUUGCAGAAAGCGCCUUACUGGCUGUCAAGUUCGGAGGUCGGAGUUUAUGGUAGACCAGCUCCAGAAGAUUUUGUGUCCGAUUACAAACACUGGAAACGUGUUGUAAAGAACUCAUAUCUCCAAGGACUUGGAAUAGACUGGCCUAAUGUAAGGAAUGUCAUGGAUAUGCGAGCAGUCUAUGGAGGAUUGGCAGCUGCUAUGAGAGAGAUGAAUAUUUGGGUAAUGAAUAUUAUCAAUAUAGAUGCUCCCGAUACACUUCCUGUAAUCUAUGAACGCGGCCUAUUUGGAAUUUAUCAUGACUGGUGUGAAUCAUUCAGUACCUACCCAAGAUCUUAUGAUCUUCUUCAUGCUGACCACCUCUUCUCCAAGAUUAAGAAAAAGUGUAAUUUCAUGGCCUUGGUAGCGGAAGUUGAUCGGAUUUUAAGACCCGAAGGAAAGAUCAUCAUCCGGGACAAGGUGGAUGUCAUCACCGAGCUUGAGGCCAUAUUCAAAUCUAUUCAAUGGGAUAUUCGCAUGUCCGUCUCUAGGGACAAGGAAGGAUUGCUUUGCGCUAAGAAAUCUAUGUGGCGACCUAAAGACGAAGAGAAGGUAACGUACGCCCUUUCUUGAAAAGCAUACAUGGUUUUGAUACCAAUGAGGUUAGGUAUUUUUUGGUUAUGAAUGCCUUGGCUUAAAUAGCAUAUUUUUAGUUGUUUAGUUGGGUGAUUUUUAUGAAGUUUUGUCCCUGUGUUAAUAGUGGUGGCCUUUGAAGGGCAGUCAAUACACACAUCCCCUCUAUUGUAAGGCCCACACCUUCAUUCGACUGCAAAUCACACCACUGUUAUCAUUCAAAUGCAAUUAUUCUUACCAAUCUUGUGAUUUUUCAAUUUUCGUA
Molecule: messenger RNA, 2960 nt
Organism: Salvia splendens (bonfire salvia)
Lineage: Eukaryota; Viridiplantae; Streptophyta; Magnoliopsida; Lamiales; Lamiaceae
Product: probable methyltransferase PMT26
Exons: 9
Coding region: 341-2695 (784 amino acids)
Cellular component (GO): cytoplasm; trans-Golgi network; endosome
Molecular function (GO): methyltransferase activity
Source: RefSeq, a predicted model, not a curated record